UUGGUGGACCACAAAGGGACCGAGACUUUAGUUUGAGAUAGAGAGAUUCCAUUGUACCUAUAAAACACUACAUAUAAAACAGUACCAAUAAAAAGAACUAAAAUCAGAAGAGGUCAGCAUUUUUCCUUUUUUGGCACAAGUUUAUAAAUAAGAUUAAAAUUCUGAAAUGUUUAACUUCGUGGCCCCAGUGGUUCCUACAGUAUACGGCUUUUAGAAUUGUUUAUGCCUAGAACCCUACAUGUUUAAAAGUCCCCAAAACUAUGGUACAUUCAAAUUUUUUAUAUUUUUUAAAAAAGCGAAAAUUGCUAUUGGGAAAUUUUCACAAUUCAGCCAUAUUGGAUUAAAAAAAACGACUGGAAAAAAAGAACUUUAGAAAAAUUUUCUCUCUUGUUUUGCCUGACACAUUGGUUGAUUUUUAUUUCAUACUCAAAACAGCAUGCUUCUGCUAUUUUCCAUCAUUUUAGUUCAAUUCAAACUCUUCAUAAAAAAUUUGUCAAUAUUUUUUAUUUGAAUUGUUUGUUUAUAAAUUUAUCCGUUGUUUAUGGUAUAUAUAUACAUAUUAAAAAUUUUUGUAAAGUAUUUUUUAAGCAUAAAAAACCCGGCAUACUUUGUUUUUUUAGUUUAUAAAAUGGCAGGGGCAUAUGCAUUUUUAAGUAAAAUAAAAUGUGUAUAUACAUCAUGUUCUUUAAAGAAAACAGACAAUCAACUUUACCUGGCCUUAAUGAGAGUUUUCUAAGUAUUGACUGAAGUGAUCGAAUAUGGUAUUAUUAUUUUUUAAUGCAUUGUUACAGCUUGAAUAAGCUGUUAAUUUAACUAGUUUGGAACUUGUAUUGUUAUCCCUGAAAUUGAAAAGUUGACUGAGAGUUCAGUUAAUUCAUCCAAAAAAUUUCUGAAGUGCUGGAAUUUUGUUUUCGAAGUUUAGCGAUCAUACAUGUUAUAAAAGUCUUAGCUUUGUUUCAUUUUGUGCAGCCUUGAAUUAACUCUAGAGGAAUUUCAUUGCAAUGUUUAUUCUGGUUCAUUUUUUUAUUUUGAGUUUAAUUUGAAAGAAAACAAUAUGUCUGAUUUUAAAAUAUACAUGAAUAUACGAAAAAAAUAACUUGUCUGUGCAUUAAUUCUUUACAGAUUUUAUGACUUGAGAUUUGCAAAUGUUUUGAAUAUAGUUAUAAAAUAAUGAUGUCAUUUUACUGCUUAAAAUCACAAUCAUGACUGGAAAAUAAAUCUGUUACUAAGACUUAAUUCUUGGUCAAUAUUACCUAAACAAGUUGCCAAUUCUGCAACUUUCAAUUUAUUUGCAAGCAGUGUAGUAAGGACUGUGCAACCACUUUCAAAUUAAAAUCAAAAACUAAAUACAUUUUUUGACAUUGUUCUUAAGACUUAUAUAUAUGUUUUCUCGUUUAAAAGAGGGCACGGUAUGUUUGCAGCUAGAGGAACAAUCCGAUGUAUGAAUAUUUUGGCUGCAAAUGCUAUACAAAAACACACUUAUCAAUCAAAAUAUUUUGUGAAGUCUGCUCAUGUAUUACACUCAAGACAACUGUGUAGUGGUGGCUGGAAAAUAUACACUAAAACAGGUGAUAAAGGGACCUCUGCUUUGUUUACUGGUGAAAGAAAAUCCAAAAAUGAUGAUGUAUUUGAUGCACUUGGUACUGUGGAUGAGUUGUCAUCGUCUUUGGGUUUGUCAAGAGAAUUUUGCAUUGACAAUGAGCACAUGGAUAUUGUUGAAAGGUUAGAAGAGAUUCAGUGUAUAUUACAAGAAGUAAGUUCGAAUGUUGCAACACCUGCCUCCAGUACAUCUACUGCUAUUAACAAAAAUAUAAUCUUGUUUGACUCAACGUAUAUUCACGAAUUAGAAAAAUGGAUUGAUGAGUAUCAUGAUAAUUUACCACCGUUAAAAAACUUUAUUUUACCCUCUGGUGGUAAGUGUAGUGCUUCUUUACAUAUUGCGCGAUCGAUUUGCCGAAGAACAGAACGUAAACUGGUUCCAUUAUUACAAAGCUCUGAACUGGAUGAAAAUGUUUUUAAAUUUGUAAACAGACUAAGUGAUUUUUUAUUUACGGUUGCUCGUUAUGCUGCAUUCCAAGAAGGUGAGCAUGAACUUGUUUACAAGCGACGGACAAAGACAGUGGAAAAAAGAUAGAUUUUCUCUUUAGAGUAGUUUGCAAUAUAUAUAAAUUUUUGUUUUAUAUAUAUUUUAUAUGUCUUUGUAAUAUUUCUCAACAAACAUUUACACUCUGUUGCUGUAUAUGUUACUCUCAAUUUUUUGGGUGUUGUCUUGACAUUGUUGAGAAUGAAAUUUGAAGAAGAAAAAUUCUUUCCUGUGCAUGGCUGUAUUUAUUAGAAAAAGAAAAAAAGAGUAUAAAUAUACAUGCAAUUAUAUUUUACCAAUGGGACAUUACAUCGAUUUAAAUUAAACACGUUUACUGGAUAACAUAUACAUUGACUCCUCAUUGGCAAUGUUUUCUCAAUACAAAACUGUGUUAUAUUAUUUUGUUAUUUUCUGUAUACAUCUUGCAUAUGUCUAGUGUAAAUAACAGACCAGGUAUAAUGACAUUUUAAUGACAUCUCUGAUGUUCCGAAUAA
Hydractinia symbiolongicarpus is the source of this 2577-nucleotide messenger RNA. Its product is annotated as corrinoid adenosyltransferase MMAB-like. Bases 1412 to 2134 code for a protein of 240 amino acids. The transcript has a single exon. The record is from RefSeq and is a predicted model, not a curated record. Gene Ontology annotation, molecular function: corrinoid adenosyltransferase activity. NCBI's taxonomy places the organism in Eukaryota, Metazoa, Cnidaria, Hydrozoa, Anthoathecata, Hydractiniidae.